Molecule: messenger RNA, 4040 nt
Organism: Bombus pyrosoma
Lineage: Eukaryota; Metazoa; Arthropoda; Insecta; Hymenoptera; Apidae
Gene: wg
Product: protein Wnt-1
Exons: 4
Coding region: 808-2097 (429 amino acids)
Biological process (GO): canonical Wnt signaling pathway; cell fate commitment; multicellular organism development
Cellular component (GO): extracellular region
Molecular function (GO): cytokine activity; frizzled binding
Source: RefSeq, a predicted model, not a curated record
UUCGGCGAUUCGUUGGUUCGAUCGGCCGAUCGGUCGAUCGAUCGCGCGCGCACUCGUCACGCGGCAACUCGCCCUCUCGAUACGUGACAACACGGAACAAGGACGAUCGUCGUUGCUCCGUUUCGCUGCAAGACGCGAGACCGGACGACACGAGACGAGACGGGACGAAAGGAAACGCGACGAGACGCGCAGCAAGACGGAGGUAAAGAAAGAAGGAACGAUCGAGUAUACGCGACAACGACGCCGACGACGACGAAGGAUCGAGACGAACGAUUUGAGGGCUACCGGCCUGCUUACCGGUUUUAGCCUGUUCCGACGGAAAACGUCGAUGAGGGUUGCCAGGUAUCCUUCGGCCUUUCCGUGCUUCUCCCACCACCUCUGAUUCGGCGAGAACUCGACAAGGGUGACACCCACCCCUCGAAAAAAGCCCUUCGGGGGGUGAGUUUCCAGCACUCGACGUCAUCUGGCCCGCUCUACCGACUACAGUUGCCCAACGAACGGUCGCUCGUCGGUGUUACGGUCCUUGCGAUCGAGCUGCUGCCAUUGACAGCUGACCGCUUGUUGCCUACGCUUCGUGUAUUCGAUCGAGAUAUCGGCCGCUGUGGACGACUCCCUCCUUCCUUCCGGAACACGGAAUACUCGGAAUUGUCGUUCUGGACGAUGGUUUGAACGUUCGUCGAACGAUCAUCGACCACGUGCAUCUCCGUCUUCAUCGAGUGUGCCCACGACGAACGCUUACUAUGUGCGCGACGCCGUUCCCGAAUAUUAUCGUGUGAUGUUCGCAAUACGGUGAGUGAGCAUUGGUGCAUGGUGUUUCGCCGCUCGACGAAGCUCGAUCAGAAUCGCGAUAGGAUCUGCGCGCCGCGGUUGCGUUUGAUCGCGAAGAAGAAGAAAAAGAAAAUGAGGCUUUGGAUGAUCAUCGGCGCUCUGGCGGCGGCGACACACGCCUCCAUCGCCGAAAUCACCAGGAACAAAAACCGUGGAAGAGGAUCGAUGUGGUGGGGAAUCGCCAAGGCAGGAGAGCCCAACAAUUUUUUGCCAAUGUCGCCGGCCUCUCUUCACAUGGAUCCUACAGUGUACGCGACCUUGAGGAGAAAGCAGCGCAGACUAGCCAGGGAAAACCCAGGAGUCCUAAUGGCCGUGGCUAGGGGUGCGAACCAAGCGAUCGCCGAGUGCCAGCAUCAGUUUCGCAAUCGUCGAUGGAACUGUUCGACCAAGAAUUUUCUUCGUGGGAAAAACCUCUUCGGCAAGAUCGUCGACAGAGGUUGUCGAGAGACCGCCUUCAUCUACGCCAUCACGAGCGCCGCCGUGACUCACAGCAUCGCGAGAGCGUGCAGCGAGGGCAGCAUCCAGUCGUGCUCCUGCGACUAUACCCACCAAUCGCGGCCACCAUCGGGCACGCGGGAUUGGGAAUGGGGUGGCUGUUCGGACAACAUCGGCUACGGGUUCAAGUUCUCCCGCGAAUUCGUCGACACGGGGGAGCGUGGCCGAAAUCUGCGCGAGAAGAUGAACCUGCACAACAACGAGGCCGGCAGAGCGCACGUGUCCUCGGAGAUGCGGCAGGAGUGCAAGUGCCACGGCAUGUCGGGCUCCUGCACCGUCAAGACCUGCUGGAUGAGGCUACCGAAUUUUCGCGUGGUCGGGGACAACCUGAAGGAUCGGUUCGACGGCGCGUCCAGAGUUAUGGUGAGCAACUCGGAUCGGGUGCGUGGCAACGGGAACGCGAUCGUGAGCAAUUCGGCGAGUAAUUCUGUGCACGGCCAUCGGGAGGGUCUGGGUCGUCGACACCGGUACAACUUUCAACUGAAGCCGUACAACCCGGAGCACAAGCCACCUGGUCCGAAGGAUCUCGUUUACCUGGAGCCCUCGCCGCCGUUCUGCGAGAAGAACCCGAAACUUGGCAUUCUCGGCACUCACGGUAGACAGUGCAACGACACGAGUAUCGGUGUCGACGGCUGCGACCUGAUGUGCUGCGGCAGAGGCUACAAGACGCAAGAGGUGACGGUCGUCGAGAGAUGCGCCUGCACGUUCCAUUGGUGCUGCGAGGUCAAGUGUCAGCUCUGCAGAAUCAAGAAGACGAUACACACGUGCCUCUAGGCAUUUCUCUCUCUCCUCUAUACUCGGUCCCUUUUCUCCCGAACAGACUACCUCCUUCCUGGCGAAGGACGUUUCCGUAGUCUCACGUGGAUCGUUGGAUCAUCGACGUUGCCGAAGAGGUGGUACGGAUGAUCCUACCGCCAACAACUCUGCGUUCAGUUUCACGCGUUCAGGUUGACCGAGCCGCGCGACGGAGCCUGCAGUACGAGCGGGUUGCUGCUCCUUGUCUCCCAGUAUUACGCGAAACGAUCUAAGCCGCCGUAUAUUUAUUACGACGUUCCACGAACGCGUACUAAAGACUGAGACGGCGAGAAGAAUUGUUAUCGGAUCGCGAUCGUAAUCUUAGCACGUUAGACGUAAUAAUCGGCGAAUUGUCGUUGCAUUGUACAUACGAUAAUCCCUCUUGUUCCCCGUUUCGCUUCGAAUCGCUUCGCCACGCGGCAUCUUCUUAAUUUUAGGGAGAACGCGGGACCGCGAGAUUCGUUACACUCGUUAUUUAUUCCGAUCCUUCGGAUCGCGCACUUGUAUAUAUGCAUAGAUUAUAGGUAUAUAAAUACACAAAUUUAUAUGCAGAUGUAUAAAUAUAUAUAUAUAUAUAUUUUUUUGAAAAUCGCGCUCGUCCAAGUGUCGCGCGAGAAGUCUGUUGUAAAUAGUCGACACCGUUGAGACGAAGCCCACGCUCCGCGAGGUGCGAAUAAAUUAUUUUUAUACGUCUCUUCCUGUUAACUCCUUACUUUUGGAUUCGCGCGACGCUGUUCACGUAGAAUUAGAAAAAUCAUUAGCCCGGUGUUAGACGACUCGACCUCUAUCUACCAGCAAAGAAACGGUUUUUUACGAUACUUGUAACGCACAGUAGACUUUUUUACUUGACUCUUUGUAAUUUAUAAAAAUGGAGGUAUAAGAAGAGGAAAUAAAGACGACUACGAAAGAGUUGAAAGAUCUUUCCAGGCGUUAUUUUUGUUACGUUGACUUUUUAGGACGCGUCGUCGUCGACGUUCCAUCCACCGACGGCGGAGUCUCCGAGGAAACGCUCGCCGUUCGAUGGCGUUGCACCACCGCGCGCACCUAUCCUCGCGAAAUAUAGCCAACUGGUUCUCCGGCUGGACGACUUCAUAACUCCUCACCGGGCGAAUAUCGUGGGAGGCCCGUGCCUCCGAGAGGACUGGUUCGACACUCUCCCGCUUCCCUUCCUCACGAACGACCGUUUCCCAUCGCGUUCCUUCCUCCUACGUCUCUACCUUGUUUCGUUUCUCCUUGGCCGCGCGCUGCACGCGAUGAUAACGAACGAAGGAAUCCCGCAGGAAUCUCCGUACGGGAUAAAAGGAUUCUGACCGCAUACGAACAGGCAUCCGCGCUAAUGGUUCCGACACUCCCGCCGCCCCUGCCUCCUCCUGGUCCCUUUCUCUCCGCGACCCGUAUCCAGCAGCCUCCUUCGUCGACUCCGCCGCUCCCGUCCCCGUUCUUUCCUAACGAUCGGUAUUUCCACUUGUAAGCGCAUUCCGAGAGAGUCCGCGCGUCGAUCGGGCACGAUCGAGAGCUCCGGCGAACGUACGUCGGUCCUCGAUCGUCCGAUCGAUUCGCAAGGACCGCGUGACCCGGCCGUUUCCUCCCGCGAACCGAGUCGCGCGCAACGGUCCGAGAUCGUGCGGCAGCGCGCACGAUGGAAUUAGGUGGCACCAGGAAGGGUAGGUUCGCCGCGAUACUGAAACAAAUUCUUGCCGCGCGAGGGGCUCCCACCAUCCCGGCAGACAAGAAUCUCGAGCAGCCGGGCCACUUCUCACGGCGGUGCCUUUGAUCUCGACCGGCCACCCCCUCGUCUCCAUCACGGUCACUCGAGCACCGGCAGCGCGACCGUCUGCCUCGCCAGCCAGCCUUUUUACCCGCUGCCGUGUUGAUGCUACUCUCUGUCCCCUGCCCCUCGUUACGCUCCCCGUCCAACCUCG